AUCAAAGUUACCGACGUGGAAGGUUGCACGCAACCGACACACUAGACAGUUGCAAUUGGCAUUAACGCUGGUCUCAUCAACGGUACAACGGCCAUUUUAAAGAGAUGCGGCUUCUCAGCUCUGCGCUCAUAACUCUCCUUGCACUUACAAAACUCAGUUUUGCAAGUUCGAGUUCUGUUCUUGUGGUUCUCGACCCGUCAUUAGACAGGGAGGACUAUUCGAUUUUCUUUGGUGGACUUGAAGAACGAGGCUAUAAUUUGACGUUCCGUGCUCCCAAAGACGCUAGUCCUGCGAUCACCGACUAUGGCGUGCCAAACUAUGACCACGUCAUCCUGUUCGCGCCCGACACAAAAUCAUACGCACAAGACAUCACUCCGCAGUCACUCGUAGGCCUGCUCUCAGAGAACACUAACCUCCUCAUCGCCCUCUCUCCAAAACAAACACCCCUCACAAGCCUCGCGGCAGAGUUCUCACUCAUCCUCCCGCCUCCAGAAACACCACUCAUUUCCCACCACCCCGCUCGCUCAGGGCCUCCAACCACAAUCCCUGUCACUGUCUCAUCAUCAAGUCCAAUCCUCACCCCAGGAAUACCCCCAGUCUGCUUCGCAGCUGACCCCACAAGCGACACUGACAGCGACGCCCUCGUAACCGCUUCCGAAAAAGGUGGCGAAGGCCUCUGGGCAGGAAGCCAAAUGGGCUUAGUCACUGGAUUCCAAACGAACGUGAACUCGCGCGUGGUGUUUGCAGGCGGCGUGAAAAUGUUCAGUGACGAAUAUGCGGGGAAGGAGCUCCCUUCUGGGGAGCUUCCCGGGAACGCUUUGUUCGUGGCGGAUGUGGCUGCGUGGGUUUUCCAGGACAAGAUGAAGUUGAGGAUUGAUGGGGUCGACCAUCAUCGGGUUGGUGAGAGUGGGGCGCCGGAGAUGUAUACUACUAGUGAUGAGAUUGUGUAUACGGCGCAUAUCUCUGCGUACGACAGCCAGACCUCCACAUGGAAGCCUUACAGCGGUAUCGACGACUUGCAGUUAGAAUUCACGAUGCUCGAUCCUCACAUCCGUACCUCUCUGCCAGCUGUUCCUGGCUCUCCUGGUACAUACCAAGUCCAGUUCCGCGCUCCUGACAGACAUGGUGUUUUCAAGUUUGUCCUGAACUGGAAGAGGAAGGGUUACUCAUACCUCGAAUCAAGUACGACCGUCCCUGUCGUGCCGCCGAGACAUGACCAAUACCCGCGUUUCUUGAGCGCCGCGUGGCCGUAUUAUGCAGGAGCUAUCAGCACCAGCGUUGGAUUUUUCCUUUUCUCAGCUUUGUGGCUUGCAGGUGACGUCAAAGGCGAGCGGAAGAAGGGAUCCAAAGUGGAGUGAUUGUUCAGCCAUGCUCAGUUACGGAAAUAAAAUAUCUCACUAACAUGCGUCGAUAAUCGUUUUACCUGUAUCUCGCAAGUUUGGUGCUCUAUGUACAUGCUGUUCGACAAGAAU
Molecule: messenger RNA, 1472 nt
Organism: Suillus subalutaceus
Lineage: Eukaryota; Fungi; Basidiomycota; Agaricomycetes; Boletales; Suillaceae
Product: Dolichyl-diphosphooligosaccharide--protein glycosyltransferase subunit WBP1
Exons: 6
Coding region: 105-1358 (417 amino acids)
Cellular component (GO): endoplasmic reticulum membrane; oligosaccharyltransferase complex
Source: RefSeq, a predicted model, not a curated record